Mesitornis unicolor (brown roatelo) is the source of this 453-nucleotide messenger RNA. RefSeq names its product NHP2 ribonucleoprotein (gene NHP2). The transcript is spliced from 4 exons. Bases 1 to 453 code for a protein of 150 amino acids. Gene Ontology annotation, biological process: rRNA pseudouridine synthesis; snRNA pseudouridine synthesis. Gene Ontology annotation, cellular component: box H/ACA snoRNP complex; nucleolus. The record is from RefSeq and is a predicted model, not a curated record. Gene Ontology annotation, molecular function: box H/ACA snoRNA binding. NCBI's taxonomy places the organism in Eukaryota, Metazoa, Chordata, Aves, Mesitornithiformes, Mesitornithidae.
AUGGUGCGGGAGAAGCAACUGGAGGCAGCUGUGGAGGUGGAGGGAACUCCCGAGCGCUCGUACCGGGAGCAGCUCGACUUCCUGAACCCCAUCGCUCAGCCGCUCGCCUCUCGCAAGCUGACGCGGAAGCUUUACAAGUGCAUCAGGAAAGCGACCAAGCACAAGCAGAUCCGUCGCGGCGUGAAGGAGGUCCAGAAGUUCAUCAACAAGGGCGAGAAGGGGAUCACGGUGCUGGCCGGCGACACGCUGCCCAUCGACGUGUACUGCCACAUCCCUAUCAUGUGCGAAGACAGGAACCUCCCCUAUGCAUACAUCCCUUCCAAAUCGGACUUGGGAGCUGCAGCUGGCUCCAAGCGCCCAACGUGUGUUAUCCUGAUCAAGCCCCACGAGGAGUACCAGGAGAUCUAUGAUGAGUGCUUGGAGGAGGUGGCCGCUCUGCCACUGCCACUGUGA